AUGGCGAGCACGGUUCGUGGAGGCCCUGCCAGGUCCCCAGUGUGUCCGCGUUCGGGUGUGGUAGGCGCGGCGCCGCGGACCAUGCCGAGGCGCAGCUCGCGGCUGCGCACGAAGGCGGCCAAGGCCAACGUCGCUCGUGGCGGGCAGUUGUCCCUGGACGAAGACGGCAACAUCGAGCUGGAGCUGGUCCGGAACACUCGGGACCUCUCCGUCGCCACGCCGCGGUGCCGUCCAGGCGCCCUGCUGCGCACGGCGUGCCCGGCUGAGGCCAGCGGCGCUGACGUGGAGCUCUUCAGCGAGCACGUGGGCGUCACGGAGCUCCUCGACCUGCGGUCCGAGGAGGAGCAGCGCGAGGACGACGCCGCGGCCGUCCUCGCCGGCUGCAUCACGGUCGACCGCCUGUACGACCGCGACGACAGGGCCCCUGGGGGCCUCGCGGUCCAGGAAACCACCAUGGACCGUUCCGGGGACGCGCAGCCGGAAGCGACGUUCGUGCGGCAUCGGCUGUCGCUCCUGGACCGCGACAGGUUCUACAAGGCGCUGCUGUGGAAGCUGCCGAAGCUGACAGUGGCGCGGGCGCUGGUCACCCAGAUCUGGGACGGGCAGGGCAGCAAGAACAUCUUCCUCGACGCGAUCAACGCCGGCGGCCUCCCGCUGCUGUACGAGAUCCUCAUCGACACCUCCAAGCCCGAGAUCUGCAAGAGCCUGCAAGUGGCCACCGAGUGCGUCGAGGGCGGCGGGACGCUGUUGUUCUACUGCAAGGCCGGAAAGGACCGCACGGGGCUCAUUGCGAUGCUCGUCCUGGGCCUGCUGGGGUGCUCGGACGCGGAGAUCAUCAGCGACUUCGCGAAGAGCGACAAGCACCGUAAGGUUGCGCUGGGCGGCAUGGAGAACAAGCCGGAGCUGAAGCGGCUAGACAGGGAGGUGUUCAGCCGCGCGCCGCCCGAGGCGAUGGAGCACAUUCUGGGGUACGUCAAGGCGCGGUACGGGUCGAUCGAGGCGUACUGCAGCAGCAUCGGAUUUGACGCGACGUGGCAGCGGCGGCUGCGGAGCGCGCUGCUGAUGAGCGAGGCCGGGCCGGACAACUGA
Pedinophyceae sp. YPF-701 is the source of this 1089-nucleotide messenger RNA. The record is from the annotation of a GenBank genome assembly. NCBI's taxonomy places the organism in Eukaryota, Viridiplantae, Chlorophyta, Pedinophyceae.